Rhododendron vialii is the source of this 5708-nucleotide messenger RNA. RefSeq lists its product as uncharacterized. Lineage: Eukaryota; Viridiplantae; Streptophyta; Magnoliopsida; Ericales; Ericaceae. The record is from RefSeq and is a predicted model, not a curated record. Bases 538 to 5499 code for a protein of 1653 amino acids. The transcript has 4 exons.
AUCUCUCUCCUCUCUCUCUCUCUCUCUCUCUCUCUACUCUAGGCUCUCGCUGUCCCUUAUCGCCUCACGUGUUCUCUCUUCUUUUCCCCUUCUCCCUCUGCAUCGAACCAGAUUUCCCUGCGCCCCCAAACCAAAGAGAAAUCUACUCUGCACACACAGAAGAAAACUCAACAAGAUCAGACCAUACCGACGGACGCUUUUUCUUCUUCUUCUCCAAACCCCUAAUCCCCCUAGGGCACACUUCUUCCCUUUCCCCAAACCCUACAAAUCCCCCAUACCUCCUCAACCUUCGCCCUCUCUUCUGCCCCGCGAAACCCUGGGGUUUCGUCCGUGAUUGGCGCCGUGCGGUCGAAUCGGUGGAUUCUUGAGCGAAACCUCUCGUUUCGUUUCCUGGAACCCUAGAGACGUCCAGUUUCGAAGGUUUGUUCGGUUUGUGUGGUUUUUCGGCGUUGUGGUUUUUCGGUUGGAUUGGGUUUGGGCUAGGGCUAGGGCUAGGGCUAGGGCUGGUGGGCUGAUGCGAUUGAGUGGUGGACUUUCAUGCCGCCGGAGCCUUUGCCGUGGGAUCGGAAGGACUUCUUCAAGGAGAGGAAGCAGCAGCACGAGAGGCCGUCGCUGGAUACGGUGGGGCCCGCGUCGAGGUGGAGAGAGACUCCGCCUCACCACGGCGGCGGCCGCGACUUCGGUCGGUGGGGAUCGGCCGAGUUUCGCAGCCGACCUCCAGGUCAUGGCAAGCAGGGUGGUUGGCACCUCUAUUCUGAAGAAUCUGGGCAUGGGUUCAUGCGAUCUCGGUCCAACGAGAAGAUUAUAGAUGACGAGAGUUUCCGGCCAUCUGAUUCUCGUGCAGAUGGAAAGUACAGCAGGAAUGGCAGGGAAAAUCGGGGAUCUUUCAGCCAAAAGGACUGGAAGUGUCACUCUCGGGAAAAUGGUGGGUCCCCAAACGGCCCCGGCAGGCCACUUGACGCGAGCGAUCAGAGGUCAGUUGAUGGUAUAAUAACAGUGAACUCUCAUCCUCAUUCCGACUUUGUAAACACAUGGGAUCAUGAUAAGACUGGUGGUGUCAAUGGCUUGGGUACAGGCCAGAGAUUUGAGAGUGAAAAUUCGCUGGGAUCGAUUGAUUGGAAGCCUCUUAAAUGGGCCCGAUCGGGGAGUAUGUGCUCCCGGGGGUCUGGUUUAAGCAAUUCAAGCAGCUCAAAGAGCAUGGGUGUGGAUUCCAGCGAAGCAAGGGCUGAAGCUCAGAUGGGGAAUGUCACUCCAGUGCAGUCCCCUUCAGGGGAUGUUGUUGCCUGUGCUACGUCUGCUGUUGCCCCAUCUGAAGAAACAAGUGCCAAGAAGAAGCCACGUCUUGGUUGGGGUGAGGGGCUGGCUAAGUAUGAGAAGAAGAAGGUUGAUGGACCUGAUGAUAUUGCAGCCAACAAUGAAGCAGGUUAUUGUGGUAGAACCGAACCUUUGCAGUUGCAAGCCUCAAACUUGGCUGGUAAAAGCCCUAGGAUUGGGGGAUUCUCAGAUUGUGCUUCCCCUGCUACUCCCUCCUCGGUUGCUUGCAGCUCCUCACCAGGUGCGGAGGACAAAUCUUUUGUCAAAGCGACCAGUAUUGAUAAUGAUACUAGUAAUUUAUGUGUUUCGCCAAAUCUCCAGUGUCAAAGUUAUCUUGAUGGGAGGGAUUUUAACUUAGAGAAUUUAGAGCUUACUCCAAUUUCUAACUUAAGCUCUUCAAUUAGUGAAUUGCUUCAAACUGAUGAUCCUGGUUCAGUGGGUUCUAGCUUUGCAAGAUCCGCAAUUAUAAACAAGCUGCUGGUAUGGAAGGGUAACAUUUCGAAGGAAUUGGAGGUGACUGAAUCUGAGAUUGAGUCACUUGAAAUUGAGCUGAAGUCAUUAAUAUCUGAAUCUGGUAAGAGUUGUCCUUGUCCAGCUGCAUCCAGUUCUCUGCUCGGGGAAUGUGUAGCAAAACCUUGUGAAGAACUAGUUGCUGCCGCCGAUAUAAUUCCUCGUCCUUCUCCCUUGCUGCUUGAUUCUUCUGGAGACAUGAUUGUUGAGAGGGCAGAUGGUGGCUUGGAAGACAAACGGGGUCAAGCUGGAGAUGAGGACGUUGAUAGUCCAGGUACUGUAACAUCCAAGUUUGUUGGACUGCUUUCUUCAACAAAGGGUGCAGCCAUGUCUGAUCCGGUGACAUGUGGUGAUGUGAAUUCAAGUAAAUUGGGAAACUUUGAGAUGAAAUGCUCAUUGCGUGGUUCCAAUGAGGAAAAUACAUGUUGUGCAUCUGCUUCUGAGGUUGGUUAUCAGCUGAUAGCUGGCAAGAGUUCUGCUCCUCCUCAAGUUGGUAUAAGUUCGCAAUGUUACGGAGGUGACAUGUUAUAUGAUCAAAUAGUGGCGUCCAACAAAGGAAGUGCAAGUAGAGCUUCUGAAGUGCUUGAUAAGCUAUUGCCAUCUAGAACAAGAAGCUUCUGUAGCUGGGCAAGUAAUGCAAUGAUUCAAGAAAAGUUUGUAAAGAGGAAGCGCUUCUUAAAAUUUAGAGAGAGGGUUAUCACCCUCAAGUUUAGGGCAAUGCAGCACCUCUGGAAGGAGGAUAUGCGAUUGCUUUCCAUCAAGAAAAAUCGAGCCAAAUCUCAGAAAAGGUUGGAACUAAUUUUGCGUACACAAAAUGGCAGCUAUCAAAAGCAUCGGUCAUCCAUUCACUCACGUUUUGCUUUACCAGUGGGUAAUUCAAGACUAAUCCCAACGACGGAGGUCAUUAAUUUUACAAGCAAGCUGCUUUUAGAUUCGCAGGUCAAGCCUUACAGGGAUUCACUUAAAAUGCCAGCAUUGAUCUUGGACGAGAAGGAAAAGAAAUUUUCCAAGUUCGUUUCGUGGAAUUGUUUAGUCGAAGAUCCCGUAACCAUUGAGAAGGAAAGGGCUAUUAUAAAUCCUUGGUCAUUGGCGGAGAAGGAAAUUUUCCUGGAUAAGCUCACUACUUUUGGGAAAGACUUCAGAAGGAUUGCUUCUUUUCUAGAUCACAAGACGAUUGCAGAUUGCAUAGAGUUCUACUAUAAAAACCACAAAUCAGAUUGUUUUGAGAAAACAAAGAAGAAACCAGAUUUUGGUGGGCAAGGAAAGUCCUACCCCAGUACUAACUACCUGGUAACCUCAGGGAAGCGAUGGAAUCGGCAGAUAAAUGCUGCAUCCCUUGAUAUGUUGGGCGUGGCUUCAGCAAUCGCAGCUAAUGCCGAUGAUGGUGCUGAAAAUCAGCAGAAAUGUACAUCAAGGUUCGUAUUAGGGUUGAGUUGUGGUUAUAGAGCACCGCGAGGUGAUGAUGUCCUUGUAGAGAGGUCAGGUAGCCUUGAUAGAGAAACUGCAGCUGCUGACGUCUUGGCGGGUAUUUGUGGUUCCCUAUCAUCAGAAGCAAUGAGUUCUUGUGUGACGAGCUCUUUUGACCCUGUGGCUGUUGGGUCUUUGUCAAGACGACCUUUGACGCCUGAAAAUGCGCAGAGUGUUGAAGAUGACACUUGUUCGGAUGAGAGUUGUGGGGAGAUAGACCACACUGAUUGGACGGACGAGGAGAAGUCUGUUUUCAUGCAGGCUGUGUCGUCUUACGGUAAGGAUUUCGCGACGAUUUCAAGGUGCAUGAGAACUAGAUCAAGGGAGCAAUGCAAGGUCUUCUUUAGCAAGGCUCGCAAGUGCCUUGGACUGGAUGGAAUUGGUCCUAGGCCUUCUGGCAAGGAGGGAGUAAUGUUAAACGACAAUGCUAAUGGGGGAGGCGGGAGUGAUAAUGGUUCAGUUAUCUGCAACGAGAAAUCAUCAGGGCCUAAAAUGGGUGAGGACACGAUUCUCUCUGAUUUGAACAUAAACCGUUGCGAGUCUGAUCCUGCGGAGACCAUGAACUUGGAGUCUGAAUUGAACAUGUCAGAGGAUAACAAUGGGAGAGGACUAAUUGAUUGUAAACUGGAGAAAGAUGUAGACGGUGACAGUAAGAUGGAAAAUGGCGUUGAUGAUGAGUCUGGGGUUGUGGGGCCCCUUAAAGAUGCUGUUUUACCUCCUGAUAUAGAAGUUGAAAGUCGUGAAGCUAGUGGAGAUGACAGUUCUUCAGAACCAGUAUCUGCUGAAGAGGUUGAAACCAUAGCUGUUUGUCAGCAUUCUGCUGAUAGUCUUAUACCAGAGCGAGCGGGGCAACAACUGGCAUCAGAGGACAAUUUGAUGAAUGAGCACGAUGAAAAUGGGGAUGCAAAUAUAAGUGGUCCGAUUGACUUGCAUGUAAAUGUAAAUGCGUCUGAUGUUGCUGCAGAUGCUAAUGUUUCUGUGGGAUUUGGUGUUAGCACCAAACAAGAGCAAGAAACUUCCGUGGAGAUGGAUCCUAAGCAAGAGCCUCUGCCCGUUUCCCUGGAGCAAGAGCAAAAUGUUUCUCUUGUGAAUACCCAUUCCGCGACCAAAGGUACAUCGACAUUAGAUAUUGAGAAGGUCAGUGAGAAGCAGUGUGUAAAACCACCCAGUGUGGAUGAUUAUAACCAGCAUCAGUCUGGCCAUGGUCAGAUUCUCAUGGGAUAUCCGAUACCGACCUCAACCAAGAGAGAUGUAAAUGGGGAUAUGAGUUCCAAGAAAAUGUCCUUUCAAAGCUUUUCGAAUGCAGAUAGGAGUUUCCAUUCGGAUACCUAUUCAUCGCAGGAAUACUUUCUUCAAAAGUGCAACGGUUCAAAACCUGAGAGUUUGGUUGCUGAGCUUCCGUUUGUUUCCCAAGAACAAAAAGGCAAUCAUUCUAGAGCCCAUUCAUGGAGUUCAUCAGAUCCAGGGAAAAAACCAUCUGGGAACGGUGAUGUGAAACUUUUUGGCCAGAUCUUAACACACACAUCAUCAACUCAGUCGAAGCAGAAUUCUACAGGUAUCCAUGAAAAUGAAGACAAGGGGGUUCAAAUUCAGCUUCCUAAGUUAACCAGCAAUAAUUUCAACCAGAAAUUAACUGGGACUAACAGUGCUGAUGCAAGUUCAGUUCCCAAAAUGUUCGACCAGAACAAUUAUCGGGGGCUUGAGAAUGUUCCCAUUAGGAGUUAUGGCUAUUGGGAUGGAAAUAGAAUACAGACUGGGUUUUCUGCCUUACCUGACUCUGCGAUUUUACUGGCAAAAUACCCUGCCGCAUUUAGUAAUUACUCUACCACCCCAACCAACAUGGAGCAGCAGACGCAACUCCAUUCGGUUGUAAAGAGUAAUGAACGCAAUUUAAAUAGCGUAUCCCUUUUCUCCAGUAGCAGCAACAAUGGAGUAGCAGAAUAUCUUUUACACAGGAACCGAGAGGGUGCUAGAGUGCAGCCAUUUACAGUCGAUAUACAGCCUCCGCCGGUGGCGGCAAGAGGGGUGGUGGGAAUCAAUGUGGUGGGAAGAGGAGGAGGAGGGAUUCUUGUUGGGGGUGUUUCAGACCCGGUGGCGGCCAUCAAAAUGCAUUACGCGAAAACGGAGCAUUUCAAUGGGCAGAUGCCGGGUGUGGUCAGAGAGGAGGAAUCUUGGAGAGGAGGUAAGAAGGGGGAUAUAGGCAGGUAGAAUUUUAGCGGCGAAUUUGUUUCUUUGUUUGCCGUCUUGUAUCAUAGUUUUGUAACAACUUCAUUUGCAGCAGAUUGAUAGGACUGUGGACGGACUCUUUGUGUCCGUCUUUUUGGUUUAAAGAAGGAUUCUCUAGGUGUUUGUAAUAUUUGCAGCAGCUUUGUAUUUGUUGUAUUUGAUGGGAAAUACAGAAAUAAUCUGUUGUGGAA